Messenger RNA from Paramecium tetraurelia, 4212 nucleotides. RefSeq lists its product as uncharacterized. Gene Ontology annotation, biological process: phospholipid translocation. Gene Ontology annotation, cellular component: plasma membrane. NCBI's taxonomy places the organism in Eukaryota, Ciliophora, Oligohymenophorea, Peniculida, Parameciidae. Gene Ontology annotation, molecular function: ATPase-coupled intramembrane lipid carrier activity; nucleotide binding. The record is from RefSeq and is a predicted model, not a curated record. The transcript has 4 exons.
AUGAAUUAUAACCAUCACUAAAUCGUGGAGAUAUGGUUGAGGAGAUUCCGUGAAUGCUUGAACUUCUGCUAUGGAAGUGAUUCAUAGAUGAUUACCAUGGAAUUACACAAAGGAAGUGUUUAAUUAUUGAGUGUACCUUAAAACAAAAACAUUUUCAACACUAGGAAAUAUAGAUUAUAUAACUUUUUACCCAAAACCCUAUUCGCUGCAUUGGAAAGAUUCGGAAACAUCUAUCUUUUAGGGAUUUCCUUAAUAAUGUUGAUAGAUCCAACAUUGUCUCCCUUUUAUAGAUGGAUCACCAUCUUCCCUGUCGGAUUGAGUGUGAUAUUUUAUGUCUUUAUGGAAUUCAUACUCGACAUACGCAGAUAGACUCAUGAUCAUAAGAUAAAUAUGCAAACAACAUCCAGAGGUGCGAAAGAUGGUGCAUUAGAAACCAUAAAAUGGAGUGAUAUUCAAAUUGGAGAUGUGCUCUAUCUGAUUAAAGGAGACAUUGUGCCUGCAGAUAUCAUACUAUUGGACACAGGAUAAGUAAGAGACAGAGAGGCAAUUUGUAUGGUUGACACACAAUAUUAUGAUGGUAAAUCUUCUCUGGCCAAGAAGAAAUCCUCCUAUUUGACUCAAUUGAUAGUCUUGAGAACAAGAUUGAAGAAUUAGUUUCCAGAAUACAGAAAAAUGUUGACUGGAAAAUUGGAAUACGAAGCACCCAAUGGAAACACCGAAAGAUUUCAUGGUAGAUUAAAAUUGAAGAAGGAUCCCAAAAAUGAAGAAUUGACCAUUGACAAUUUCAUCCCCAAAGGCACGAAGAUUAAAUAGACUUCCUGGUUAUUCGGUUUAGUUGUCUACGUUGGUGAAAACACUAAAACUAUGCAAAGUAGUCAUUACAAUGCACAGAGACGCAGUUUUGAAGAAAAGCAGUGCAAUUUCUAUUCAUUCCUCAUGGCUUGCUUAUCCCUCUUCUUCACUUUGAUUUCUAUCAUUGUUCUAUUGGCCAGAUCAGAUGAAGGUUACUACGCCUUAUUGAUUGAUAACAACACCACCAAUGGAAUGAAGGUCUUCUAAUUGGCAAUUCUGUAUGCCUAAUUAAUUCCAUCCACUCUUUAUCUACUAUUAGAUUUCGUAAACUUCGUUUCUUUAUUUAAAUAUGAAAUCAAUUAAAUUGAAGAUAAUAUUACUAAGUAUGUUAAAAUCAAUACUGCUAACAACCUGAGUGAUUUAGGCCAUGUUGAUUAUAUGCUGAUAGACAAAACAGGGACUUUGACUACUUCUUAUUACAAAUUGGAUAAUCUUUUAUUUGGUUCCCUGUCAUUUACUUUGAAUUAUGAUCAAUUACAAACAACUUUGAAUUAAAAAUCUGUCAAACCUGAAGAUAAUGAGGAUCCAGUUAAAUUUGCUAGCAUCCAUGAUGGCAAUGAAUAUUUGAUCCCAUUUGAAUAUGAGAAGAACACCAGUCAUGCAGAUGUCAAACCCAAGUGUGUAAAAACAUCCAAUAACAAUCCUGUUUUUAGUUAGAUUACAGCCUAGCCUUAGAAUAAGAGGAUGACAAUGUUAGAGAACUCAGUCUAACAACCUUUGCAAUAUUAUAUGUAGACAAGAAUAUUUUUACCAUAACCUAAAACUAGAAAUAGCCCUGGAAAUAAUAAUGAUGAGUUCAUUUAGUUAGUCAACCAAUUAAAAAGUAGUUCACCUCAAAAAGAGUACCAAUAAACUGAAGAUAUAAACACAUUGUAUUAUGAUGCAUUUCUGAAAUGCUUAAUGUUAUGCCAUGAAGCUAGACCAGUAUUUGGGGCUGAUUCGAUUACCUACGAAUCCUUCUCAAAAAGUGAGGAAAUAGCAUUGACAUUUGCUCGUUCUUGUGGUUACUCUCUUGAAAAUUUCAAUAAAUUUGAUAGUCCUGAUAUGUACUUAUGUAAAGUAAGAGGAAAUCCUAUAUGGUAUCAAGUAUUAGGAUUGAAUUUGUUUACAUACACUAGAAAUCUGAAUUCUGUUGUUAUUUAGGCUCCUAUGACGAUGGAUCUAGAUUUAAAAUAAAAGUUUGAAGCAAUCAAUUAACUAUGUGGGGAAGGAUCGAAAAACAAUUCAUUAUUAAUUUGUAAAGGAGAUUAUGAAGCAAUAAAAGCUAAAUUGUAAUUAAAUCAUAAGGAAAGGGAAGAACUAGACUCCUACAUCCAGCAUUACAAAUAGAGAGGAAUCAGAAUGAUUAUCUAUGCUACUAGAGUAUUGAGUGAGAAGGAGACUGAAAAUUACAAAUAGCAAUUUAAUCUGUUGCAUAGUUCAUUAACAAAUUAGGAUACUCUUCUUGAAAAGUUGGCCUUAGAAUAUGAGAAGGAGUUGAAUAUUUUGGGAAUGACAGGAUUCAAAGAAGAAUUGAAAAAUGAUGCUUUAGAUUUCAUUAGAACUGUUAAAGAUUGUAAUAUUGAUAUAUGGUUAUUGAGUGGGGAUUAGGAAGUACAAACAAUCAGUUGUGCAUAAUCUCUAGAGAUGGCUGCGACUUCUAAAUAUCUGAGGAUUGUGGCCACUGAUAAGGAAUAGAUAUGGUUACAAAUUAAUACAGCUAUCGGACAGAUCUAAAGUGAAAUGUAGAAGAUACAAGAGAAAUAAUAAGAAAAGCAUUAGAAUGAGAACAUGCUGAGUAGAAGUAUGAUUAAAUCAUGUGUGACAUUUUUUGAAGGAGCAUAAUAUUAAUAGGUGUUACAAUUUGCUUUGGUAGUUAAUGGUCAUUCCCUUUCUUUGAUUAGUGAAUCACCUGAUCUAAUGAGUCAUUUCAGGUUCUUAUCUUGUGUUUGUAAGAAUGUGAUUGGAUUCAACAUGAAUCCAUAAUAAAAGGAAUUAGCAUGUACUAUAAUUCGUAAUUACUUUCCAAAUAAUCCUACUGUUCUUGGAGUUGGCGAUGGAUAUAAUGAUGCAUUGAUGAUGCAAGCAGCGAAUGUCAGUAUUGAAAUCAUUAACAGCAAAAGAAAUCAUAUUUAUCCUCAAGUGAAUGCAGGUGACAUCAGUGUUAAUACACUGUCUGAAAUCAAAGUGUUGUUAUUAUAGAAAUGCAAAUUACAUAGUGAAAGAGUGUCAUCCAUGAUCAUCUAUCUGUUUUAUUGUGCUGGUUUCUUGGGAAUGACUCUAUUCUUCUUUAAUUGGUUCUGCCAAUUCACAGCCACGUCUUUGCAUGAUUCAAUGACGGUGUUUUUAUACAUUUUUAUGUACACCACUCCAAAUGCUUUGGUGAUAGGUUUGGCCGAUAAGUAAACUUAACCUUUAGUGAAUACUCGAUUUCCUGCAUUUUAUAUAGAUGGGCAAAUAAGAACUCGUAGAUUCUGGCUUUAUUAUCUGCUUGAAGGAUUUUUGGAGUCCUUCAUUUGUGCAGCUUACACAUUCUAUUCUUGCAUUUACAUGGUUAAUUAUGCAUGGACGAAUGAUAGUCACUAAUCAGAUUUAUAAAUGGUAGCUACAUCAAUUAUCUAUUUGCUCAUCACUGUGUCUACUCUAAAAGUAAUGUUUAGACUCAUCUGCAAUAGUGUAAGUGUCGUGAUCAUAGCCUUUCUAUUCACUUUUGGAUUAUUGGUAGGAUUUGUUUUCCUAAAUUACAGAGGAGACUUUAGCAAUUUUGAUUAUCAAGAAUUGACAUAUCAAUUGUUUACAAGAUUUAAUAGCAUCGUUGCCAUGGUAUUUAGUCUAAUUGGGUGUUACUUUAUCAAUUACUUUUUACAUGAUGUUAUAAAAUUGAUAUACUUUCCAAGUGCCUAUUAGUAAUUUGCAUUUCAGAAUAAAAGUGGUAUAGAAUAAGAAGUGAUUACAAACAAAGAGAUCUUGUAUCAAUGUCUAGAUUAGCAUGUUAAUGUUUCAUCCAUAAUUCAGAAGGUGUUCAUUGAUUGUUCAGCAACUUCACCUUACAUAUAAGAGAUUUUGAAUCCGGGUGAUACCAAAGUAACAGAAAUGAAAUUGAAGCCUCUAACUCUUGAGAUGAAGGAGUUAGUUCUGGAAUAAAAGUUUUUGGCUCACAAAUAAGCUCAAUCCCUAAAGCAUUUGCGAGUAUUCUUGUGCAUUCUGUUAUUAUACUACAUUGCAUAUUGUUUAACAGACUUACUUUUUGACAGAUCAAAGAGUGUUCACAGGAGCGUAUUACUUAGUUGUAUUUGGUAUCAUCCUUAUUAUAAUCCUCUUUUCUUUUAGUAAUGCAAUGGAAUAAUCAUCAUUAUACAUACUCACAUAUAAUAGUGCUGA